UCAAACAGCCAAUCAAAUUGCACAGCUGCAUCCCCUCCGGCCAAUCACAGCGUAGCACUGAGCUGUCGUCUCCCCAGCCUGCACUGGGGAGUUUAGCAUCUAAAAAGCUAGCCUUCAUAUUUUGAAUGGUAAACUGCGGGUUAUUAUUUCUACCAGCCGAGAUUUAACGAGUCACUUUGCAGGCGUUUGUUGACUAAGUCGAAGAUGCAGUUCAUGCUCUUGUUCAGCCGUCAGGGGAAACUGCGGUUACAGAAGUGGUAUGUCCCUCUGUCUGACAAAGAGAGGAAGAAAAUAUCCAGAGACUUGGUCCAGACUAUAUUGGCCAGGAAGCCCAAGAUGUGCAGCUUCCUAGAGUGGAGGGAUCUCAAGAUUGUGUACAAAAGGUAUGCAAGCCUGUACUUCUGCUGUGCUGUAGAGGAUCAGGAUAAUGAACUGAUCACCCUGGAGAUUAUCCACAGAUAUGUGGAGCUGCUAGACAAGUAUUUUGGCAGUGUCUGUGAGCUGGACAUCAUCUUCAACUUUGAGAAAGCAUACUUUAUCCUGGACGAGUUCUUGUUGGGGGGUGAGGCUCAGGAAACCUCCAAAAAGAAUGUGCUGAAGGCCAUCGAGCAGGCCGACUUGCUGCAAGAGGAGGCCGAGGCGCCACGGAGCGUGUUAGAGGAAAUUGGGUUGACAUAAACCUUCAUUUCUACCCUUUUGACACAUUAUAUCUCUAUUUGUCUGUGUUGCAUCUCCUCCUGUUCAGUGUAUCAGUGUUGUAUGUAUACACCCACCAUAAAUGUGCUGUAUCAUUCUGUACUGGUUUGUAUUAUCCUUUUUGCGUGUGGUUCUUACUGUGGUUUCCCUCAGUAUUUGGCGUUCAUUACUCCCUGGUCUGGAGCUUCACAGUAUUCAGCAAUGUAGCACCAACCGGACAACCCCCCCGUCAAGAUCGUCCCUCAUCACUGCUGGCACUUACAUGUCUUGAGCUCCUUAUGUUGUGGCUUUGUGUACUGCAGCAACUGGUUGUAAUGACAUUUCAAGAAUCCUCACGUAUACGAUGGAUUUUCUGCUGUUAACUUUUUCCAGUUUUUGUUUUCUUUAUCACAGCAUGAUUGGGUUCAAUGUAAGUUCUGGUUGAAGGAUACAUAGAGGAAAUACAUAGAAAGCAGGUAGAACUCUUCUGCUGUUUAUGAAGUCUUCUUUAAAGUGUUUUAGUUCAAUCUUUCUUUACUUAGUCCAGGAAUGCAUUAGUGUUCAUCAUUACCACAACUGAGUUCAUCCAUUAUGCCUUUAUGACAGUACCUAUGAUUACAUCCGAGUUUAAAAAGAAAAAAAAAAA
Messenger RNA from Oryzias melastigma (Indian medaka), 1321 nucleotides. It is a transcript of the gene ap1s2, whose product is annotated as adaptor related protein complex 1 subunit sigma 2. Gene Ontology annotation, molecular function: clathrin-cargo adaptor activity. Gene Ontology annotation, cellular component: AP-1 adaptor complex; membrane coat; intracellular membrane-bounded organelle. Bases 205 to 678 code for a protein of 157 amino acids. The record is from RefSeq and is a predicted model, not a curated record. The transcript has 5 exons. Lineage: Eukaryota; Metazoa; Chordata; Actinopteri; Beloniformes; Adrianichthyidae. Gene Ontology annotation, biological process: vesicle-mediated transport; intracellular protein transport.